UCAUUCAACUAAAUUAAUAGAUAAAGGUAAAUUAAAGUGAAGGUAAAUUAAAGUGAAGGUGAAUUUACAAAUAGUUCAAUGUCUGCUUUAUUAGUCUGCUGUCUAAACUACAGAAAUUAUGGGUAGACAAUUGGGUAUGUCUAUGGGUAGACAAUUGUUUGCUGAGCGCCUAUGAGACCAUAAAAAAUAGACAUUUGGUGUGCCUUGUAGUUUACUCUUUCAUUGAGCAUUACCUGAGACCGGAUGAUCCAGACACAACAUUCUGUAAAAGCAACAUUACUAACAGCCAUAACAUGGAAUACCAAGAAAUCUAACACAGGUGUUCUUUAGUUAACGAGAGAUGAAGCAUUUAAGCUACUCCAUUCUAGAAGCAGAUCAACUAUACAGGCUGAGGAAUAUGCUCACCUUGCUGCAGCAGUUCCACAAAUAAUGUCACAGUAGCCUACACAUGACCGAUGGGCAGUUGAUAGACAUCUGAUGUAAUAAUUAAGUGAAUUUGCUUUUAGAUUAGAUUGCUUUGAACAACAGGCUACUAUCAAUCUGCUGGUAUAAUUCCCUUUCUGACUUAAUAAUGAGGUUUAAAACAGACCUUACAAAGAAUGUACUCAGCAAAGGAGUGGUAGGCUUGAGUUAAACAGAAAUGCAUUAAUCUAGACUAGGCUACCUCCAUUUCUGAUGUGAUAUAACCGGGUGGGACAUAAGCAAGUACAAAGGAAAGAAAGAAAGAAAGAAAGAAAGAAAAUCUUUUAAAAAGCUUAUUAAAUAUGAUGUGGCCAAAUGCAUUUUUAUGUUUUUUGUCUUUUGUCUCCACAGGUAGGCUAGCCUAUUGUUUGAGUGCUAACCAAAAUUAUCUAUUAGAAUCUGUGUUUCUAAUCUUUACUCUUUGAUGGGAGGAUAUGUGACACAUGUCAUUGUUUUACUAUGAAAUCACUGAGAUUAUCAAAUUGCAUUCCCUUUGCAGCCUAUUGUUGUACAUUGGUCCAUGUUUAGAAGAAUAUCACAGAUUUAUCUCUUCAGUUUUGCCAACUUUAAUGUGUAGAUUUUAUCAGUGUGAAUUGCAUGUGUCUAGCCUGUCCUUUUUUCUUAGUCAUAACAUACAUCAGCAAUUUUACUCUUAGCAGGCCAAAUAUUGUAGGCUAUAUAGGUAUUUCGAACUAAUUUUGGUUACACAAUUGUUGGAAUGAACUGUACAAUCUGUAAUGUCAUUGUUCAGGCAAGUUUACUCUAAUUGCACAAAGGGAUGACGAUUGGUUAGUAUUUGACGCCAAACGCCAACAGACGCAUGUUGAUUGGAUAAGACUGUAUGGUGCAGGGAUUAGGCUACAUUGCCUGAUCUGCUCAUCAAUAAUAAUAAAGAUUUGAGCGCGUUGGUCUCCGUGUCUUUUUCCCCAAGCAAAAAUAAUAAAGAUCUAUGCCCCUUGUGUCGUGUUGUAUUACCAUGAAGCUGGGUACAAUAAUAGAUACGAAAUCUAAUAAUGAAAUAUGAAUUGAUUUGGCCUACAAAGAAUAAAGGCACAGGAACCUGCCUACACCAUCAUGAACUACAGAAUCAAGUAACUUUUAUAGGCCUACUCAACUAUAUGUUUAUGUUCCAUGAACUUAACCUAAUAUUUCAAUAGGCUAUAACAGCACGGGAUUUGAUAUCUUCAGUAGGCUAUUGAAUCAGAAUCAGUAAACAUUGUUUUUAAGAGCAAUAUCGUUUUUCCUUCAAUUAAAUGGAUAUUUCCAAAUAUAGGCUAUUUCAUUGUCCUGUUUAUCUAGUGCUAUGUUGUUGCCAGCGCAAAUAAGGCGGAAACAGUUAUGAUUUGAUUUCUGAUUGACUGGUGCUCACUGAAGCUGAACUAAUUGGAGGCACGAGCAGGCGCGAGCGAGGACUAGUGCAGCAGAUGGGCUCUUAACCAAGCUGGCUUCAGGCACUGAAGGAACGGCUAUUUGACAGUUCAGGAAUUCUGAAAAGGGAACUGUUUUGAGAUACGUUUUUUAAUAUUUUUAAGCAUUAAGUUAUUGUGUUAAAAUUAAAUUAUAUUCUGGCAGAUUUAGAAUUAAGGUUGGGAUAAUUUGGCCAGAGACAAAAAUAGCCUGCCAGUUAAAAUAGCUCAAUCUUAAAUUAGGAUAUGUUUAAGUUUUUAUUCAAACUAAAUAAGAUUUACUAUUUCGUUUAUUUGUUUAUUUUUAUGAGUUAAAAGACAUGAUUUAUCUUAAUGUUUAAGUAGGAAGGAUGCAACCUAAUUGGUUAGCUGGUGUCUUUGUGCUUCUCCAGCUUUUGUUCAUGUCACAUGGGAUAAGAGCGCCUAUUUCAAACUUCCCGCCAUAAACUUAGGCUACACGUUCUAUGAAUCUGAAAGUUUUAAUGAAACCUACAGAGACAAUUCAGUUUUGUUCUGCUCUAAGUGGUGCCAGGCACCAGAUGGUGGACACAAUGGGGUUUCGGUUAGGACAGACUUUAAUAUAAUGGGAGUGAAUUUGAAUAACUGUCACACGCCUGACGCGUGCAGGGUAAAAGUGCUUUCCCAGGGUUCGUUCCCAGUGUUGGGAAUGACAGUUAGUGUCUUUAUACGGCGUGGGAAUUUCCCACACGACCGGCGUCAGCAAAGGUUUAAUGUCCUUAGGAAAGAGGCCAUAUUAAAAUAUAUUUGAAAAUGUUCAGUUAGGUUAGGAUCACAUUUAAGGCUAAUGUCCUAUAGGUUAGGCUACGAGUUUGAUGCUUAGGCUAGGCUAGACCUAGUGUGUGUUCUUUAAUUCAUUAAAACGUAGCCUACUAAAAAAAAGCAAGCACCCCAAAUUAAACCCCAAAUGUAUGUUCUAGUUUCCCUCUCUUUUCGUGGAGCCGCAUAGAAUUGUAGCGUACACUCGGACAGGUCUUUGUUCUCAAACAGUUUGAAAUUUGAUAAAUGAUGGUGCGCUGUCCUACACAUUAUAGGCUACUAUGAUCAUGAACAUGAUUCAGACACUGUUCCUCUGGGACUGCAGCGCACGCGUCAUGCGUCACCAAAAUGUGGCGCGUGCUAGAGUAUCAGUCGGACUGUGACAGAUUGCCUGCAGUGCACGCGUCAAGCACGAGGCAUUAUAUUCUCUGGGGAGUAUCACCCGUUGGACAUAUACAACGCAUUGAAGCGGAAAAAGACAAAUCAGACGAAAAGAAAUGUUUAAUUAGGUUGGGGUUUGCUGUUUUACCUAGCAAGUGGUUGAUGCCAGUGCAAUGGCAGCAUAUACUGCAAUUUUAUUCGAAUAGGCUGAAUAAAAUAUGUGUUAUUGUUUCAGUUUAGAUGCAAGUUUACAUCUGUGAGUAUAGGCUAGUCUUGAUGAACACUAACACUACACUACACACUGGACCUGAAAUGAACCAAACGUGACUUAUUUUUGAAGAACAUAAUAGAAGAUUCAAGAGGGAAAUAAACUAAAUCAGUAUUUCAAAUAAAUGUGUGCACAGUAGCCUAGGCUAGGCUAUUCAUAUUGAAAAAUGGUCAUCCACAGCUGAUAUCCACCUGACGCCCCACCCAUAUCAAUUAAGGUCUAAUGCAACAAGUGUUUCUAAUGUGAAAUACUGUGUUCCUCUGCCAUCUCUUGGUCGCAGAAAGUACAGCAUACUGCAUGGCAACAGUAGCCUAAGGCAAGGCAUCCUACGGUGUUCCGACCCCUACUGUUGUAGGCCAAUUACGUGCAACAUGUACAGUGGUAGGUCUGAUUAGGUUCGAUUGGCACAUAGCCGAAGAUUAGCUAUAGGUGGUAUGUUACAUACAAUGUGGGGGUUUCAGUGAGCAAAACAGUAACAUUUGUCAUAUCACAGUGCGUGCUGUGUAAUGACACAUUAUGGCCAGUAGGCAGUCUGCUACUUGUGACAUUUUUGUCAGUGGUAGCCUACUGACACAUGCCAUCCAUCCUCAAUCCUCAUUCAAUCGUUCAAUCACUCAAUAGGCUACUUGGAAUAACGCUGAAAUAAAUCACACUUGUCAAUAAACUGGUGUUCUAAUUCUACAAAUACAUUCUACUAAUUUGUCAAAUACACCUGCUGAUAACACAAUCUAAGCUGAUGUAGGCCUACAGUAUACGGGAGUCAAAUUCGACUGUGAAGCUCAUUCUCAGUCAGUCUGAAUGAAGAUCGCAUGAGUGACAAUGCCUAUCCAGUCAAAUAAAAUCAUUAUCUUGUCAAAAACAAUAAUUGUAGUGAUUCCAUGACACAGAAUCGGCUCUUUUGGAACGCCUAAAAUGUUAAUGCCUUUGCCAUUUUACAAUUCAAGUCACAAUGAACCCAAAAUGUUUAGUCAUAACCUAACAUGCAUCAAACUACAGUUGGACUUAAAGGGUAUAUGAGGUUCAGGUACCGAGACAAUGGGUAAAUGUCUAUCUAUAGAAUCCUGACACGCCAUAGGCUAAUGAUGAGCGUCAAUGCACCUGCGGGAGAAAUUUUAGAGUUUAAAUGUUGUGUAGGCUGGCCCUGGUACACUGCCCCUGUGGACUGUUGAUAUAUUUGAAACAUACAUUAUAAUGCCAGUCUUCAGUACACGGUCCCGUGAAUGAGUAAAUGCACAUAAAUCAAGAGCAACUCUAUUGGAAGGAUUGAAAAAGGGGGUUAUAUACAGCACUGUACCUUUAACAUUUGAGCCGAUCGUUAAAGGUACAAAUAUCUCACUGCCGGACCGAUUCUCCUCCCCUCUAUGGAUUAUUCAACAAGUUGAGUUCGUGGCCAUCCACAGCAGCCGCUUCUACAAGGCACGAAUUCAUCUUCAGAGAUAGUCUAGGCAAUCUCGUGUUUUCUACCGGCGAGCGUAUUGGUGAAGUUGUUUUUGAGGAGCAGAGAGAGAAGUGCGGUGACAGAAACAUAAAAAGAGGAUCGUUACCAGGUGAAGUAGCGUUCCUUGAGCGUCGACGGGGAAGAAUACCGGAGCACUCUGGUGAAUUUACUUGUCUUCUGCUGAAUUUCGCAACGGAGAAUCUGGGUAGUUUCAGAGGCGCAAAAACGAAACGCACAUUAUUUUGAUAUUGUGGAUUGAGUGUUCCAAUUGUAAUGUACACCGAUCCAUAACAGUUUACUGUAGUUUACCUCCAUAUAAUGUGGGUUUACCAUGACUGUAUUUGUUGGAGAUCAUCUCAGUGCUAACGUCCUCGGAGGUAAGGGGUCCUCCAACUCUUUGCUUUCAAACCCAUUAAUUUGUAAUAGCCUACAUUUAUUCGUCAUGAGGGUUACCUUUAAAUAAUUUGUGUAAUGAAGACUGUGACCUGUCGCACUCCGGCGAGUCAUUUAAAUUGCCCUGUGAUAUGAUAAUGUUUGAAGUUAGGGGCAUGAACAAGAGAUAAUCUCCCAGUCAUUACUGAUAGAUCAACACAAGUUCGAAACGUGCCUCACCUUUUCAUGGUGAACUCAUAAACUGUUCAAAGGAGACGCAUAGCAGCUCUAAACAUGGUGGUUGAGCGGACACUUCUUGCCGCCAGGCAGGGAGAUGUACAAACUCUAAAAGUGCAACUGGCUGAAAAAGUUCUCAAUAGCGACGUGAAAGACUUGCUCGGAGCGUCCCCGGUCCACCACGCAGCCCGGGCGGGGAGGCUGACAUGCCUACGUUACCUGGUGGAAGAAGCGGGCCUGCCUGGGAACAGUUUAGCAAAUAAUGGCGCUAGUCCCGCACACGACGCUGCUGCAACGGGCAACCUAGCCUGCUUGCAAUGGCUACUUACCCAAGGAGGCUGUCGCGCCACGGACAAAGACUGCUCAGGAGCCACGGUUCUCCACCUCGCCUCCCGCUUCAGCCACCACGAGAUCACAGACUGGCUGCUGAGGAGUGGUGAGGGUGACCCCAACCUGUGCACAGAGUCCGGCGCAUUUCCUGUGCACUACGCUGCUGCCAAGGGUGACCUCCCCUCCCUUCGACUGCUACUGGGCCACAGCCCAAACGUUGUCAAUUUCCAAACCAAGAACGGUGCCACACCCCUUUACCUGGCUUGCCAGGAGGGUCAUCUGGAGGUGGUCCAGUACCUGGUGAAGGAUUGUGGGGCGGACCCCAGCAUCCGAGCCAAUGACGGGAUGACUCCUCUGCAUGCCGCCGCCCAGAUGGGACACAACACUGUCAUUGUUUGGCUGAUGAGCUUCACAGAGAUCAGCCUGGCCGACAGGGAUAACGACGGUGCCACUGCCAUGCACUUCGCGGCGAGCCGCGGCCACGCCAAGGUGCUCAGCUGGUUGCUGCUGCACGGCGGCGAGAUCGUUAUGGACAGCUGGAGCGGCACGCCCCUCCAUGACGCAGCCGAGAAUGGCGAGCUGGAGUGCUGUCAGAUAUUGGUGGUGAAUGGAGUGGACCUCGGCGUGCGUGACCAGGACGGCUUCACUGCUGCAGACCUGGCCGAGUACAACGGACAUCCCCAGUGUGCCAAGUACCUGCGCACCGUGGAGAACAUGAGUGUGGAGCACCGUGUGCUGUCCAGGGACCCCUCAACUGACCUGGAGUACAAGCAGCAUCCCGACUCUGGCCUGUCCUCCCCCAACGCCACCAUCUCGGCCUCGGCGCCGGCGGCCCACUUCGACCUGGGCUCCCCCUCCAGCUCGCUGUCCAACUACGACUCGGCCAACUCCAGCCAAUCCAGCACCGGAGAGAAGAGGAACUCCUCGCCCCCCUCACGGCCCGGCGCAGGCCCGUCCGAGUCGGCCAUCACAGACAUGCAAACCUACAUGGACAUGCUGGAUCCUGAUACCUCGAAGGGUGAUGGCGGACGAGUGAGUGAGCCACUCCCACCCCCACCGGCCUUCCCGCCUCCCCCACCUCCUCCUCCGAGCUCACGGCCUCCACCACCCCCGUCUUUCCCAGCCCCCAAUGUCCCAGAGGAGCCGUCUGCUGACAUGUACCUGAAGGUGAAGAGCAACCUGCGCCACGUGGACAGUGACGGCUCUAAGAAACAGGUGCGCUGUGCAACUCAAACGGCAUUACAACAAACCCAUACUCGCCUUGUUGGGUUAAACUCCAACAAAUCUACCCACAGAAGCUUCAAUAAGCAGCCCAGCACAGGGGACUACUACAAGGCCCUGGGCAGUGACUCAACUGAACCCCGUGCCACCAGGAGCAUGGCCCCCAACGAGGAGGGUUCCGUGCUGUUGGAGGAGCCAACAGAGAACAGUCCGAGCCCGGUGAACGGUUCUGCGGAGGAACUUCCCCAGCCCCCCUCCUCCCCCCUGCCUCCUAGCAACCCCACCCCAACUCCACCACCCCCUCCCCCCCUGCCCUCUGAGACGGCCACUCCACCGCAGUACUCGGCCACAGGCUACGCCUCUUCAGGCCAGCGCCGCUCCUCCUCCUCCUCCGGAAGAGGGGAUGUGUCUUCUGCUCACCUGCUCCCCUCCACACCUGCUCCGGAGUCCUUCAGGCAGAUGAAGAGUGAUAGUUUCAGCGGUGAGCCUUUUGGCUCCCCACCCAUUGACCUGCCCGGCUGGGCAAGGUUCACCUGUCCGAGGCGCUCCUCCUCCCAGCCACCUGGUACGGCCGGACUCUCUGGCUCACGCCCACACCUUAAAGCUGGCCUCGCGGCUGCGCGCCAAAGCACAGCACAACACAGCACAGGCACAUCUGCACCGAGGACCAUGCCGCUGUUCCCAUCCGUCUCGCUCUGCUCCGACUCACCCGGGAUGGCCACCAGGGCAGACCCAAGGCUGGCCAUGACCAUCUCCUCGGAGCUGAACCCUGACGGUUCGAAAUCCUUCAACAUGAUGUCCCCCACUGGUGACAAUACAGAGCUGUUGGCUGAAAUUAAAGCGGGGAAGAGCCUGAAGCCAACGCCCCAGAGCAAAGGAUACACCACCGUCUUCUCCAACAGUGGCCCAGGAGGCCCCAAUCCUGACAGCCCGACAUCGCCGCCUCAGACCCGCGCCGCCCAAUCAGCAAAGCCCUCCUCCCCGUCCCCGCCCCCUUCCAACUCUCCUACUCCCACCCCCAGCCAUGCCAGCUCUUCCAGCUCGUCCUCUGCGGCCAAGGGCCUGACGUCCUCCCCCAGCUGCGAGCAGCUGCCGCCGACGGUCAACGGCACGGCGGGCUCGGGGCAGCAGCGCAAGACCAGCCUGGUGGACGUGGAGGCGCUGGUGCCCACCCACGACGAGCAGGGCCGCGCCAUCCCCGAGUGGAAGCGGCAGGUGAUGGUGCGCAAGCUGCAGGUCAAGAUGCAGGAGGAGGAGGAGCACAAGCGCAAGGUUGACGAGGAGGCUGCCAAGCUAGCCUCCAUGCCUGCCUGGAGGAGAGACAUCAUGAAGAAGAAACUGGAUGACGAGAAGUUGGACAGAGAACAGAAGAGAAAAGAGGAGGAACGUGCAAAGAACAUGAAGGAGUCGGAGGAGAAGCAGGAGCUAGAGAAACUACGAACCUUAGGAUAUGAUGAAACAAAACUGGCGCCAUGGCAACGGCAGAUCAUUCUGAAGAAAGGAGACAUUGUAAAAGAGUAGAGCCCCCCCACACACACACACACACACAAACACACCCCACCUCAUUCUUUCCAAAUCCCCAUGGCCCUUCAGUCACUACCUGCAGACCACAGUUCUCAUCUGUUACCUGAUGGACCAGAACAAACCAGAUUGGGUCUCAACCCAGCUUGCUUGUAGCAUGAACCAAUGCCCACAAUGACAUUGUUUUUGUGCUCCAACGCACAUUAUAGAAUACGCUUUGACCAUGCAGGACUGCUGCACAAGCAUAGCUUAGUUUCAUUUGGAAUAACACAUGGUAAACCAGUAGGUACUGAGACCAGGAUCAGGUCCUUGUCAAUAUAAGCUCUUAGCUGCAUAUGUUUCAUGUGUAAUUUAGGGUCAAACCAUGUCACACAGACUGGUUUACCUACAUGCUUUGUUUCCUAUUAUUGUGCAGCUACUGUACAGUUCUUAACACGUCUCAUUUUACAAACCUAUGCAUUUCAGCAAAUGUACAGAACUACCGAAUUCUAACUUCAUCUGUCCAAUGCUUAUUUUAUGGCAAACAUGUAUAAAUUUAACAUAACUAAUGUGUCUCCUCAACUAUAAGUUUAAUCAACCCUACAGCAUAAUAUGUGGCACUGCUUCAAUUAGGAAUAUGUUGAUACAUAUUUAAUAUUGAGAGGUUCAUAAAGAUGUAAUAAUUUGAGAAUGCACAAACUUUAUGUUAUCAAGAUCGAUCAUGACUUUAACUAUAUUUAACAAGACAUAAAAAAAUAGUUAUGUUAUAUGCAGGCACAUGUUAUUUAUCUCAAAGUUCACCUUUUGGCUUAGGCCAAAAAAACUGCCAAAAUGGAUCGAGCACUAAACUGAAGCUUAAUCCAAACACACUUGGAAGAUUCAUCUACGUAUGCGAGAGGAGUUUGGAUUGAGUUUGGGCAAAUUUCAGCCUAUCUCUUCUCUGGCCCGUUGCACACUGCUAAAAGACCUGUGUUAUAGUGAAAGGUGUUUUGUGAUGGCUAAAAGUCCUUAAAAUAAAUGUUGACACACUUACGGGGACACUUUGUCAAAUGUUUCCCAGCGUUACCAUCGGGCAAGCCACAGGCACAAGCAUUCUGAGUUUAAAUACAAAAUGGUGUCUCUGUUGCCCCCUUUCUUAUAUUUAAAUCCAUGCCUUGGUUUCCUUAUUCUCAGACUAUGGGACCAAAUCAGUGGUAAUAUCUCUAGGUCAUCAACAUCAUAUAUCUGUAACAUGGCUUUCUUAACACACCCACUUUUUUUUCAGAUGGACGUUAGAUUGUGCACUGUCAUUAGAUCCUGUUCAGCACAGUAGACCUCAGAAAAGUGCCGGAUGUGUCUUUUUGAAUGUGUGUAUAUAUGGUCUCUGUCCUUUGUCAUAAAAUGUGCUAUAGAUAAACUUGUCAUUUUAAUUGUACAUUUUUUGAUUGUAAAAACACCUAAAUUAUAUAUGAUAUAUAAAUAUAAUAGUGAUGCAUGGUCCUCAUUGAGUUAUCACUUGGGAACAUUCAAUUAACUUCAUUGGAUGCCAUAUUGAUGUUGAAAAUUCAAAAGAUGUAAAUGUCAUUGCCAUUAGAAGAUUUUUCUACAUUACUGCUGUACAUAGUGAGAGCUGAACUUCCACAGUCCUUUACUGUAAGUGUGUAUCAACAUUGCAUCAGUUUCCUAUUCUCAGCCUUGCUUGCAUAGGAUAUCUGUUUAUUAACAUAAAACUUCCUCUACAGACUGUCAGAAGUAAUUCAAAUAAAAUUUUUAAAUCAAA
Alosa alosa (allis shad) is the source of this 10151-nucleotide messenger RNA. RefSeq names its product espin (gene espn). Gene Ontology annotation, biological process: actin filament bundle assembly. Gene Ontology annotation, cellular component: cytoplasm. NCBI's taxonomy places the organism in Eukaryota, Metazoa, Chordata, Actinopteri, Clupeiformes, Clupeidae. Gene Ontology annotation, molecular function: actin filament binding. The record is from RefSeq and is a predicted model, not a curated record.